This is a messenger RNA of Rasamsonia emersonii CBS 393.64, 1638 nucleotides long. RefSeq lists its product as uncharacterized. Lineage: Eukaryota; Fungi; Ascomycota; Eurotiomycetes; Eurotiales; Trichocomaceae. Bases 1 to 1638 code for a protein of 545 amino acids. Gene Ontology annotation, biological process: carbohydrate metabolic process. The record is from RefSeq and is a predicted model, not a curated record. The transcript is spliced from 3 exons.
AUGAUCCUCCCCUCGGCCCUCGUGGUCGCGCUGUCGUUACUCCCUGCGAAGGGCGCUGCGAAGGCGCCCAGUGCUGCGCCUAAGGAUGACCCAGCGCUUCUGCGUCGCGCGUGUCCCGACUUCACGACCUAUGCGGAGAUUCCACAUCCUCCGUACAGCGGCGGUCCGCUCAACCUCCCCUUCCAGCGCCCUGCGGUAGAAUGCAGGACCUUUGCGUCCCCGCUGGUCGAGCGGGUGAUCGACGACAUCACUUCGCGCAUGGUGGACAAGGAUCUGGCUCAGCUCUUUCGCAAUGCGUUUCCGAACACGCUGGACACGACCAUCGCCUGGCACACCAACGGGUCGUCGACUGACACCACCACGUCCGCGAAAGCGAAGAGCCAGCGAGACAGCUCUCAAUGGCAGGGGCCACAGACGUUCAUCGUGACAGGGGACAUCAUGGCCGAGUGGCUGCGUGAUUCGACCAACCAGUUGGCGCCGUACCAGGCGCUGGCGAAAAAGGAUGCGGCCCUGUACACGCUCAUACUGGGCGCCAUCAACACCCAGGCCGAAUUCGUCAUCCAGUCGCCGUACUGCAAUGCCUUCCAGCCGCCGCCUCCCAGCGGGCUCCGUCCGUCUUCGAACGGACAGCAGGACACGGUCCAUCCUGCGUACGACCCCUCCGUCGUCUUCGAGUGCAAGUACGAGCUCGACUCGCUGGCCCAUUUCCUGGCUCUGGGCAACCAGUUCUACGAAGCCACCGGGUCGACCGAGUUCCUGACGAGCCGGUGGUACAAGGCGCUGAAGACGCUGCUGGACGUGCUGGAUGCCGAGUCGCAGCCCACCUUCAACGACAAAGGGCAGUUUGUGACCAAUACCUACACGUUCCAGCGCGUUACUUCUGCGGGGACAGAGACGCUGAGCCUGGGCGGAGUGGGCAAUCCCUUGAAUUCCGGCACGGGGCUCAUCCGCAGUGCCUUCCGGCCGAGCGACGAUGCCACGAUAUUCGGCUUCUUCAUCCCCCCGAACGCCAUGAUGUCCGUGCAGCUCGGGAAGACAGCCGAUGUGAUCGCGGCCGCGGGCGGCGACAAGCGCCUGGUGAGCGAUCUGCGCCAGCGAGCCCGCAACCUCCGCAACGCGGUGCUGGAACACGGCGUGACGAACCACAAGAAAUACGGUGACGUCUACGCGUUCGAGGUGGACGGGUACGGGUCCAGGCUGUUGAUGGAUGACGCCAACAUCCCUUCACUGCUGUCCCUCCCGCUGCUGGGCUUCGUGGACCAGAACGACGUCGUCUACCAGAACACGCGGAAGAUGAUCCUGGAGCAAGCCGGCAAUCCUUACUAUCUGACUGGGUCUGCAUUCCAAGGAAUCGGCGGGCCGCACAUCGGCCUCAAAAACGCCUGGCCAAUGUCCCUCCUCGUGCAGGCACUGACCUCAGACUCCGACGCCGAGAUCGCGCACUGCAUCGAGCUAGUCCGCAACUCGAGCCGUCUGGGCCUCGUGCACGAGUCGAUCGACGUGAACAACAUCACCGACUACACGCGCUCGUGGUUCGCGUGGGCCAACUCGCUGUUCGCGCAGACCAUCCUGAAGCUGGCGGAGACGAGGCCGCAUUUGGUUUUUGGGAAGGGUGCGGGUGGGUAUAGGGUUGGGUGA